AAACUACAAUUCCCGGCGCGGAGCGCGGUGAAGGGGGGGGUGGGAUCUGAACAUGGCGGCGGUGGUAGCUGCUACGGCGUUGAAGGGCCGGGGGGCGAGAAAUGCCCGCGUCCUCCGGGGGAUUCUCUCAGGAGCCACAGCUAACAAGGCCUCACAGAACAGGACUCGGGCACUGCAAAGCCACAGCUCCCCAGAGUGCAAGGAGGAGCCGGAGCCCCUAUCCCCUGAGCUGGAAUACAUUCCCAGAAAGAGGGGCAAGAACCCCAUGAAAGCUGUGGGACUCGCCUGGUACAGCCUGUACACCCGCACCUGGCUCGGGUACCUCUUCUACCGCCAGCAGCUGCGAAGGGCUCGGAAUCGCUACCCCAAAGGCCACUCCAGAACCCAGCCCCGCCUCUUCAACGGAGUGAAGGUGCUUCCCAUCCCCGUCCUGUCAGACAACUACAGCUACCUCAUCAUCGACACCCAGGCCCGGCUGGCUGUAGCUGUGGACCCCUCAGACCCUCAGGCCGUACAGGCUUCCAUUGAAAAGGAGGGCGUUAAUUUGGUUGCCAUCCUCUGCACCCACAAGCACUGGGACCACAGUGGAGGAAACCGUGACCUCAGCCGGCGGCACCAGGACUGCCGGGUGUAUGGGAGCCCUCGGGACGGCAUCCCCUACCUCACCCAUCCCCUGUGUCAUCAAGAUGUGGUUAGCGUGGGACGGCUUCAGAUCCAGGCUCUGGCCACGCCUGGCCACACGCAAGGCCAUCUGGUCUACCUACUGGAUGGGGAGCCCUACAAGGGUCCCUCCUGCCUCUUCUCAGGGGACCUGCUCUUCCUCUCUGGCUGUGGACGGACCUUUGAGGGCACCGCAGAGACCAUGCUGAGCUCCCUGGAUACGGUGCUGGGGCUGGGGGAUGACACUCUGCUGUGGCCUGGUCACGAGUACGCAGAAGAGAACCUGGGCUUUGCAGGUGUGGUGGAGCCCGAGAACCUGGCCCGGGAGAGGAAGAUGCAGUGGGUCCAGAGGCAGCGAAUGGAGCGCAAGAGCACGUGCCCGUCCACCCUGGGAGAAGAGCGCUCCUACAACCCCUUCCUGAGGACGCACUGCCUGGUGCUGCAGGAGGCUCUGGGGCCAGGCCCGGGCCCCACGGGGGACGAUGGCUGCUCCCGGGCCCAGCUCCUGGAGAAGCUCCGCCAGCUGAAGGACCUGCACAAGAGCAAGUGACAGCCCCCAGCCCACCACAGCCUGCCCCCCACGGCGGGGAGGCCCCCCCCAUCGCCCACACCACACCGUCCCCCUCAUUUGCUGCCACCACCACCUCAUCGGCACCCCCAGUGGGCCUCAGGCCCCAGCACUGUCGGGGAGAGGAGGGACAGGGGGCGAGGCCAUGAGACCGAGA
This is a messenger RNA of Odobenus rosmarus divergens (Pacific walrus), 1385 nucleotides long. RefSeq names its product paroxysmal nonkinesigenic dyskinesia (gene PNKD). Gene Ontology annotation, molecular function: hydroxyacylglutathione hydrolase activity. The record is from RefSeq and is a predicted model, not a curated record. NCBI's taxonomy places the organism in Eukaryota, Metazoa, Chordata, Mammalia, Carnivora, Odobenidae. Gene Ontology annotation, cellular component: mitochondrion. The transcript is spliced from 10 exons. The coding region runs from base 53 to 1210 and encodes 385 amino acids.